Sinocyclocheilus grahami is the source of this 1397-nucleotide messenger RNA. RefSeq names its product charged multivesicular body protein 7. The record is from RefSeq and is a predicted model, not a curated record. Lineage: Eukaryota; Metazoa; Chordata; Actinopteri; Cypriniformes; Cyprinidae. The coding region runs from base 240 to 1364 and encodes 374 amino acids. Gene Ontology annotation, cellular component: cytoplasmic side of plasma membrane; multivesicular body; ESCRT III complex. Gene Ontology annotation, biological process: vesicle budding from membrane; late endosome to vacuole transport via multivesicular body sorting pathway. The transcript is spliced from 9 exons.
GGUGUCAGCCGCUGUUAAAAACCAAGAAGAAGAAGAAAAGCGCAGCGAGUGUUGUUGUCUUCCUAGUGAGGUGCUGUCAUCUUUAGCAUACAGUUAAACUGUAAAAACGGAGCUUUUUGCCUUCCUCUCUCCACCGCCGAUGAUUUAAGCAGUAUGUGGAUUCCCGCCGAUGGAUGCCACGAGAAACACUGAGGAGAUUUUAGCUGAGAGCUUUAUCCUGCUGCUUGAGCUUGAGCACAAUGUCGGUUUCAGUGGAGAAGAGGGAUGCGUGGUUCCCCCCGGACUGGGAGGAUGACGAGCGAAUGGCUUUCUUGUUCUCUGCCUUCAAAGAGAACCGAGAUGUUGACUGUACAGACUGGGAUGGGAAGAUAGACUUCUGGAGUCCUCUGAUCAUUGAUCACUGCAGGCGACACGGAUCGGUGUGUGUGAAUCUGCAGGAGCUGAAUGAGAGCUUCAGGAGGAAGGGCUCUGUUCCUCUGGGUUUGAGUACGGUACUUCAGAGCAUGAUCAGAAGCGGGAAGGUGCAGAAGGAAUCAGACUUUGCAGCAAAUGUAGACUCGGGCUGGUUGUCAUGGGGUGUUGGACUCUUGUUAGUUCGACCUCUGAAAUGGACUCUGUCAGCUCUGCUGGGCAGUGGGAGAGUCCCACUGGAGGAAUCGUUUGUUGUGAUAGACCUGGUGAAAAAAAGGGCUGCGGUGCUUUUGGCAGCAUAUCGGGCUUCUCCUUUAGCAACACACUCUCUGCUGUCUUUCCAAGAGCUGCGUGCUCUCUCCUCUCACAUCUGUCCAGAUGAAAGCUCGCUCUGCCUGGCUCUGCUGCAGCUACAGAGAGAGAAGCAUGUCACCGUCUCACUCCAUGAAGGCGAGAAGCUGGUGAAAUUUAGUCAGACAGGACAAGGCCGUGUGUCUCCCGUCAGCGAGGUGGACCUGGGCAUCUAUCAGCUCCAGCGCAGCGAGAAGCUUCUGGAGGAGAGGGUGGAGGCGCUGGGACAGGAAGCAGAAAAGUGUAAGCAGCAGGCAAAAUCACUGCUUAAAGAGGGGAAGAAAUCACAGGCCCUGAGGUGUUUACGUGGGAGCAAGCGGGUGGAGAAGAAAGCAGACCGUCUGUUUGCUCAGCUCGAGACAGUGAAGGGGAUCCUGGACAGAAUAGCAAACUCCCAAACCGACCGCCUGGUGAUGCAGGCAUACCAGGCAGGUGUGGCGGCUCUGAGAAUCUCACUGAAGGGUGUGACUGUGGAGCGAGCAGAGAACCUGGUUGAUCAGAUACAGGAGUUAUGCGACACUCAGGAUGAAGUCAACCAGACUCUUGCCAGUGGAGCGCUGGAUUCUGGUAUACACGUUUUUUUCCCUAAAUGUAUUUUCUAAACUAUAUGAAUUUCCCAGAUGAAUUCUGUACAU